Messenger RNA from Belonocnema kinseyi, 768 nucleotides. RefSeq lists its product as uncharacterized. The transcript has 4 exons. The record is from RefSeq and is a predicted model, not a curated record. NCBI's taxonomy places the organism in Eukaryota, Metazoa, Arthropoda, Insecta, Hymenoptera, Cynipidae. The coding region runs from base 1 to 489 and encodes 162 amino acids.
AUGAACGUACUUGCAGACGAUUCUGACUGUCGAGCAUGUAAGCAAGAGCCAGAAGCACUUGGACAUAAAAGGGAUCAUCCAAGAACAGAACAGAAUGCGUGCAAAAAAAAGAGAGCUUUAAAUAAGAGAAGAAAGCUUGAUUCAUAUCAGCCCGAUAUCUCAAGUUCUGGAGACGAAUCCGCUUCAGAGGAAUCGUCUUUCAAUCCUCCAUUUGAAAAUAUUCAACAAGAAAUUAAUCAAGCUGAAGAGGAGGCCAACGAAUUUAUUGGGAACUCUUCAAUUAAAGAAAACUCAAGUGAUACAGCUACGACAGAUGUCUCCGAAGAUAGUGGAAGCAGUUUUAUAAUCGAUAUGCAGUAUUCGAGUCAGUCGUCGUCCAAUGAAGAAAGAAUCGAUGAAACAAUUGAAGAAAUGGUCAGUGAAUGUGAAGACAUCAGCGAUUCUUCAGAUUCAGAUACUGUAUUAUUUAUUAAACUUUAUUGUUUUUAAGGAUAUAAAUGGCAGGCCACAAGCAUGAUUCUUAUGUUUACCAAUUGGUCGAGUUUAUAGCUCGCGGACCUCGCACCACAAAGAAAAUCGACAUGGUCCCUUCUCACUGGGUGUCUUUGAACAAAAAAACAGGCAAAAUUAUCACAAAAUGUAUGCCUCCACCAUAUACAGAGAAGAGAUGUCGUGUUUUGAAAAAUCUGGUAAAAACUUGAGGUGAUCCUUUAGAUGACUGGCCACAAUUUAAUGUAAUUAUAAAAGGUUCAAACAUUACGAUUUUAG